Molecule: messenger RNA, 1227 nt
Organism: Ctenocephalides felis (cat flea)
Lineage: Eukaryota; Metazoa; Arthropoda; Insecta; Siphonaptera; Pulicidae
Product: D(2) dopamine receptor B-like
Exons: 7
Coding region: 1-1227 (408 amino acids)
Biological process (GO): adenylate cyclase-activating adrenergic receptor signaling pathway
Cellular component (GO): membrane
Molecular function (GO): G protein-coupled receptor activity
Source: RefSeq, a predicted model, not a curated record
AUGCUCCUCACCUACGCUUUGACAGUGCGAUUACUGGCUCGUCAGCAACGAAGUUUAGGCGGUGGAGGAACCGCAGGCGGCACCACGGCGGGGGCCUCGCAGGAGUCAUGGGCCAGCGGAUGGCUGGGAGGACCGACGGCAUUUGAGAGAAGAUACACGUGGCGUCGUCUUCUCAAAGGCAGCAGCGGAGGCACCGGAGGCGCUGGAGGCGUGGGCAGCGGUUCUCCUUCACCAGGCCAUCAUGCACACUCUGCAGCUUCUACGGACACCGAAUUGUCUGCUGCCUUGGACGCCAGGGAGUUGUGGCUACCAGAUUCAAGUUUACCAGAAGCAGCACCGACCACGGUAACAGCUCUUCAUAGAUUUGGAGCAGAAAUGUUAAAGUUAUCUCGUGGUCUAGAAACUUCUGCUGCAAAUGCAACUGCAGUAUCUACCUGCGCUAGGGAAUCUUGUAAUACUGCUACUGCUCCAGUCGGUUUGACUGAAGAUGGAAUUCGGGCAAGAUGUCGCACGAAUUCGAAAGAAUCAGAGUUUAUAAAAAGACAAGGGUCUGUUGACCUCAAUAAUGGCAGUGCCACCGAAAGCAUGGCAUCGUCUCCUGGAAACAACCGUUUGAAAUCGUGCCAGAUUUUCCGAAAGGACACCAAGAAAACACCCGUUCUGACAAAGGAACCUUCCUUGUCCAACGAUAGUCAAAAUCCAUGUACGUGUUCCACAGACUCCAAUAAUGGCCAAAGACGAAGUAUCAAUAAUAAGAAAAAAUCGCUCAAGAAUUCGGAAUCACUUCCUUGCGCUGUCACGUGGGAUGGUUCCAAAUCCAUGGCCAGCACUGACCGCACUUUGAAUGUGACUUUGGAAAGAUCGCAUUCUCAAAAUGACAGGGCAAAUCAGCGUAUCAGGACGCAGCAGAACAGGUCUAGGGAUUCUUCGAGGCAUGGGCGGAUAAUUAGGCUCGAACAGAAGGCUACAAAGGUUUUGGGAGUAGUCUUCUUUACAUUUGUGGUUCUAUGGGCUCCAUUCUUCGUAUUGAAUCUACUGCCUUCAGUUUGCGAGAGUUGCGAAAAAGACGUUAGUGGUUGGGUCUUCGAAUUUGUCACAUGGCUUGGCUACGCCAGUUCCAUGGUCAACCCUAUUUUCUAUACAAUUUUCAAUAAAGUCUUUAGGCAAGCAUUCAAAAAGGUUUUAUUAUGCCGAUACAGGAGCUCAAAGUGGAGACCUCAUAGGUAG